AUGGAUGAAUUUACGGUGUCGAAAUUGAAAGAAUGGGAUCUACAUACAUUGUUGGAUGUUUUUGAAGAUCAUAUUACUGCUGCAUUGAUCUUGAUCCCAAGGAUAUUCCCAUCAUUAACCGUGAGCAUAUCGUCUAAUGUUGGUGGAACAAAAAAAAGAAAAAAAGAAAGUUGGAGACCAUCAAAUGAAGAAAUUUCGGAAGGCUUCAUCGUUAUUCUAAAAAAUAUUGCUCAAUUGCAAGAGAUUAUUAGCAUCAAAACUAAUAAGGCUACUUCGUUUGGGUUAACUGUUCAGCCAUAUGUUGCUUUGCUUUGUUCAGAUCCUCAGAAUGAAUUGACUGUCACAGCAUCGUAUGUUAUAAUAAACAAGUACACAUUUAAAGUAGAAACUCCACUAAAGGCAGUUGAUAUUUGUUUCAAAAGUUUUUUUGCACUAAAUUUAAAAUACCCUGUACAAUCAGACCACGUAUGGGAAUUUAUUCAAAAAUUCUUUUAUGGCAUCGUUACAGAAGAAGAUAAAAAAUAUCAAUGUGUUGAC
Molecule: messenger RNA, 537 nt
Organism: Myzus persicae (green peach aphid)
Lineage: Eukaryota; Metazoa; Arthropoda; Insecta; Hemiptera; Aphididae
Exons: 3
Source: RefSeq, a predicted model, not a curated record